Molecule: messenger RNA, 2295 nt
Organism: Penicillium expansum
Lineage: Eukaryota; Fungi; Ascomycota; Eurotiomycetes; Eurotiales; Aspergillaceae
Exons: 2
Coding region: 1-2295 (764 amino acids)
Biological process (GO): chromatin remodeling
Cellular component (GO): Swr1 complex
Molecular function (GO): ATP-dependent H2AZ histone chaperone activity
Source: RefSeq, a predicted model, not a curated record
AUGGCCGAAAAGCGCAAACUCCCGGCCCGUGACCGCCGCGAAUCUGCAGCCAAAAGACGUGUCUCCGAAGCCACGCCGCAGUCUCACAAGAAAAAGGCGCCAACUCCUCGCGCUCCAUCCCCCGAACUAGUUGACGCUCCUCUGCCAACAAAGGUCAAGGAUGGAGAUCCCUUGCCUGUUGUCCGCAUUCGACAGCCACUUUCCUUGUCGGACAAUGAGUACCAGUCAAUUGCUGAAAGUGCAGUUCUCCUCGCUUCACUCGAACGAUCGAAGAAAAAAUGGCUGAGCGAUGGCAUUCUUGUUCGAUACUACACAAAACCGAAGAAAACGAAGCGCGAACAGAUCGAAAAGAACAACCCAUCGAAAGACACCAUGACAAAAAUCGGGCCCUGCGAUGUGACGAUCGGUCCCCAUUUCUUUGAUGCCAUGAUUUACAUUGUCAAAGAUCCCAGUGCACCGCCGGCACUUCAAUACGCACCCCAGCAACGACCUAUGGUUCACUAUGGCCACCCUAAUAACUUCCAACAAUACCGACCGUAUCCCACCCCAUCCAAUCAACAACGACCUGCGCAAUAUCCUCCCGCUCCUCCGGGUCGCCCAGGGUAUACAGGAAGCCACCCUUCGCCACAACAAGCUCGUGGCCUGAAUCAAGGCAAUGCGCCCUCUCCCCAAGGAGGGCAAAAGCCACCCCAAGGGCAAAAGGGCCAACCAGCCAAGCCCAGUCCAGAUCCUGUGAUUCAAAUGCUAGCUACAAGGGCAGCUGCAGACCCUGAACUGAAGGCCUUGAUGCGUGUUGUUGCCUCAAGCCAAGCAUCCCAGGAGCAGCUCCGGGCUUUCCAAGCACACAUUGACGAACUCAACGCAAUCAUCAAAUCAAGAGAGCAGCAAGAACAACGGCAGCAACCUGCAGCAGGACAACCAAUUACACAACAAUCAACCCCUACACCACAAGCUCAAACUCAGACCCAGAAACAACAAGGUGGUGGGACGAAGUCAGUAUCGUUGGAGAAAUCCCCCCAAACCUCGCAGACCCCAUCCAAAGGUUCCAAGCAGCCACCUGUGAAAACGGAGGCGCAGCCUCAGACCCCUGCGCAAGCCCCACUGAGCCAGGCUCCUAAACCUCCCCAGAGCGCCACUGGACCGGGCACCAUUAAGGAAGAGCAAUCAGGCACAGAGCACAACGGAUCCCAGCCUGCACCGUCCGGGGCAGGGCACCCAGUUGUACCGAACCAAUCAACGACGCCUGGUGCUACAAGUACUCCAACCCCUGCUUCCACUUCCCAGCAGCAAAAUCCUUCGGUAAAGCCAACACCACCAGCCAGCGCCCAACAGCCCGGGGCACGACCAGGACCACCAUAUACCCCCCACCAACAACCUGCUUACGGGUCACAACCUCCACUUCAGUCUCGCCCACCCCAAUACGGAUCUCCUGUCCCAUUCCCCCGCCCACCUGCAAUUCCUUACGUCUCUCCACUUGGCUCUCCGCCGGUGAACUACAAGUCUGUGGUGUUCGAAUUCACAUCCCCCUUAACUCCAUAUGGAAGCAGUACGUCAGGUCAUGCUGGCUCGGGUGACCGCUAUCUUUUCCCUGAGUACACUAUUCUUGAAUGGCUCCCAGCCGAGAACACGGUCAUCGCCUCUUUUUUGGUAGUCCGGAAGGUUGCUCCAAACACACCAUUCCCUCUUGAAACUGCCACAGAAGCUGCCAACUCCAAAAGCAAAGGAAAGGGGGCAUCAAAAGCUAAGAGUGAAACGAAACCCAAAACUGAGAAGGGAAAACUACCAACCGAUAGCCCAGUCCCCAUUCCCCAGCCAGGGACGCCUGCGAUUGGGACACCACAAAAGCAGGAAUCUGCCGACCAACCAGGUCUUCUGACACCUGGCCUCCCAGGGACUCCUGUCAACGAGGCGAAUCUCAAGGAAUAUUGGCAACCAGUCACGUUCCGCAUCCACGCCCCCAAUGCCAAAAUCCUUGAACCUCUCGCCCGCGUCGUCAAGCCAGCCGACGAGGUGCGCAAAUAUAUGAACGAUAUCAUGGACCGCGCUGAGCGUGCCCCAGAUGGCUACCUUGCCAUGCGUCUGCCUCGCGAGGCGGCUUCAGAAUCCUUCGAAAAGGACGGGACACCUGCUUCUUCCGGCAAUGUCGGUUCCGGAACCCGCAGUCGUCUUUCCCGUGUUCAGCUCGCUGGUGAAGAAUCCGAGCCUGAGAAUUCUGCUUUCAAAUUCGAGGAGGAUGAAGAAGAUCUCAAGGAUUUCUAUGAUGCGCCGAGCGGGCUGCCACCGUUGAAGUUAUGA